ACACACAAGAGAAAAACAGAAAAGCAUUACUAUGGGGCACAGGUGCAUCGCAUGGCUAGUGAUGAUAACCCAAAUUCUCAUGAUGGUGGCAACAGAGGGUGGUGGGAAUGUUCCUGCCGUCAUUGUUUUUGGAGACUCCUCUGUGGAUUCUGGGAACAACAACGUCAUAGCUACGGUUCUCAAGAGCAACUUCAAGCCUUACGGCCGUGACUUCGUCAGUGGCCGCCCCACCGGUCGGUUCUCCAAUGGCCGUAUUCCGCCGGAUUUCAUUGCCGAAGCUUUUGGUGUUAAAAGCUAUAUACCUGCAUACUUGGAUCCUGCUUAUACCAUAGAGGAUUUUGCCACUGGUGUUUGCUUUGCCUCUGCUGGAACUGGAUAUGAUAAUGCAACUUCUGCUGUACUAAAUGUGAUACCACUAUGGAAGGAAAUAGAGUACUACAAAGAGUACCAAGCCAAAUUGAGAUCUCAUCUUGGCACAGCAAAGGCAAACAAAAUCAUAAGCGAAGCAUUAUACCUAAUAAGUCUAGGAACCAAUGAUUUUCUCGAGAACUACUACAUCUUCCCAACAAGAAGACUCCAUUACACCGUGUCACAAUACCAGGAUUUUCUCUUGAACAUUGCAAAGAACUUCGUUAAGGAAUUAUAUGCACUAGGAGCAAGAAAAUUAUCCAUAACUGGUCUUGUUCCAAUUGGGUGUCUACCCUUAGAGAGGGCCACAAACAUUUUAGAUUUUCAUGCCUGCAAUGAAGAGUACAACCACGUGGCUUUAGGGUUCAACAAGAAGUUGGAGAACGUGAUCACGAAGCUGAAUAGGGAGCUUCCACAUUUGAUUGCGGUGUCGGCAAAUGCAUAUCCUAUUGUUCAUGAUAUCAUUACAAGACCUUCCACAUAUGGAUUUGAAGUUGUAGAGAAGGCAUGUUGCUCCACUGGAACAUUUGAGAUGAGCUACCUUUGCAGUGACAAGAGUCCACUUACAUGCACAGACGCUAGCAAAUACGUGUUUUGGGAUGCUUUCCAUCCUACAGAUAAGACAAACCGGAUAGUCUCAAAUUAUUUACUUAUAAAGCUUCUAGCAACCUUCAAUUAGAUCAGGAAGAAAAUCCUAUGCUUAGUUUAUUGAGUUAUUUCAACAAAAAGAGAUGAAAUGGGUAUUUGGAUUCUAGUUGUAUUUUUUAGUGUGGGGUUGAAAUAUUGUAAGAUUGUAAACAGGUUCCAUUAUACUUCAUUUUAAUAAAGUUUAGGCUUAAGAAAAACACUCAUUAGAA
Messenger RNA from Lotus japonicus, 1265 nucleotides. RefSeq names its product GDSL esterase/lipase At4g26790-like. NCBI's taxonomy places the organism in Eukaryota, Viridiplantae, Streptophyta, Magnoliopsida, Fabales, Fabaceae. Bases 32 to 1087 code for a protein of 351 amino acids. The record is from RefSeq and is a predicted model, not a curated record. Gene Ontology annotation, molecular function: hydrolase activity, acting on ester bonds. The transcript has 3 exons.